UUUUUCCUGGUCCAAAUUGUCACAUGACAAGAGGAAAGUCUGGGUCCGGAUGGCCAGAAACAUCUUCAAAAAAUUACCAAUGGCAGUGUUGUCAAGCUGACAUGGCAGGCUGAGCUUGUAAGAACCAUGUCGCUCCAAGCUCCCCGCAUGUCAGUGUUCACCUUUCAGUCUGCAGUGCACAGCGCCCAUGUUCUCCAGUGUCUGAAUGACCAGAGGCAGCGGGACAUCCUGUGUGAUGUGACGGUGGUGGUCGAAAGCAGGGGUUUUCGGGCCCACUGCUCUGUCUUGGCUUCCUGCAGCGAAUACUUUCACAGCAGGGUUACCAGUGUCACCAGACAGAAUCCCAUCAUUACCUUGCCUGAUGAGGUGACCGUUGAGGGGUUUGAACCGUUGCUUCAAUUUGCCUACACAUCAAAGCUUCCCUUCACCAAAGAAAACAUCCACGCCAUUCACAGCAGUGCAGAGUUUUUAGGAUUUCAUAACUUGGAGUCAGCAUGCUUUGAUUUCCUCAUCCCAAAGUUUUCUGAAGGUAAAAGAACCUCACAGGAGGUCAGGCGUAGAGCCUGUUGUCAGAGCCAGGAUCCCAGUGCCAGUUUUGGCCCUAGUGUAGAGAGCAGCCAACCAAAAUCAUUUGAGUCACACAGCUCAGUGCCUUCAAGAGGUGAUGAACAAACAGAUUUCCCAUCACAGUGUCCUCCAAGCGCAGAGGGUCAAACGAACAGCAGGGAAGAACACUUCUGUUUGGAGAACUGUGGGCCACAAAUGGCCCCCUUAUCUCUGGAGUUAACAGCAAAUGGUGUGUGCCCCAUGUUGUCUUUGCCAUGCCCAGACUCUGACAAAACAGAUCAUCCCUCUCAGUUCUGCGAAAGAGACAUUUUAGAGAUAGGAGAUGUGUGUAAUCAAAGUGAGUUGAGUUUGGCAGACUGUGGCUUGCCCUGUGAGCUCACAACCCCAGGGGAUGGGAAUCCGCCAGAACUCAUUGAGUCAGCAGGCAGAGAUGUUAAGCAGACUGUCGAGACGCUUGGUGCUGAAACUGACUGUAACCCCAGUUCAUGUCCACUCAACACAUCAGGGGCGGAAGAUUGCAGUGAGUUAUUAGAGCAGAGUGUGGCUGGCCUUGAAGAGAAAAUGGAAGGUGAUUUCUCAGACCCUACACUAACUGCUCUAAGCCACGAAGAGGGAAUUGGGGAGAGGAGCAGCGUGGAGAGGGAGGUGGCUGAGCAUCUGGCAAAGGGAUUUUGGUCUGACCUGUGCCCGUCUCAAGCUCAACCACUCCCCUUAGAACCCAUGGACCAAAACAAUCUGGCAAAAGCAUCAGACUUUCAUUGGCUUAAGCAGCUGGACCUGAGCUCCAGUGUAGGAGACUGUCCCUUCCUCAGGGACUUUGGGACCAGUGAUGACUCGGCACCACGCACCGACAGCCUUUCCCAGUCAGAGAAGAGCCCCUACAUGUCAUCCUCACUCAACUCUGGGGACGAGUCAGACCUGGACACAGAUGGAGAUACUGAGGCCAACAACAAAAGAGCAGCAGAGAUUCAACUCCCUUUCCCAGUGGAGCAGAUCUCAACGCUGACUCGAAGUGCUUUCCAGCAGCUUUUGAGACACCAUCACCUGACUCAAGACCAGCUGGAGUUUGUCCAUGACGUCCGCCGACGUAGCAAAAACCGUGUGGCUGCACAGCGCUGCCGAAAGAGGAAACUCGACAGCAUACAGCAGCUGGAAUGUGAAAUAAAAAAAUUAAAAAGUCAGAAAGAGCGGCUGUUGCAGGAGAGAACUGAGCUGGAGCAAAACCUGGAGGAGACGCGGCAGAGUCUGUGCGAGUUAUGUAAGAGUGUCAGCAUUGAGUCUGGCUCUGAUCAGGACCACGUGCAGCUUUUUGCCAAGGUCUCCUCACCAGACUCCCCCAUUUCCUCCCCUAGCCAUGUGGGUAAAAAUGAGGAGUCCCAGAUCACUAUCAAAAUGUUAAGUUGUUCUUCAGAGUGUUGCCCAAGUAAGCCACCUGCAGACUCAGUUCAAACUGCUACACCAGAGGCUGGCGCACAGACAGAAGAGGCAGGUUCUCCACAGAGCUGCCCUAGUCCCUCUUCUCUGCUCAAUGUCUGUCUGAACAUGAACAACAGCUUAUAAUUGGACAUAAUCUCCAUUAUCAUUUCUAACCUUGAAGGACCACGGAGCAGGGAGUGGACUUAAAGUAUAUACUGUAAUCCCCCUGUGUAUUUCACUGACUGAUUUUCAGCCUGAUAUAGGUAUAAAGUGACAUAGCAAAAUGUCAGAUCUUCUUUGUUGUAUUUCUAAUAUGCAUUUUACUGUAGUUAACACAGAAUACAGUAUUCAUCACUUUAAAAGUGCAGACAAUUUUCCAGUAAUUCCCUUUCUAAAAAUGAAGUUUGUUUUUCUCAGGGAAACAUAUAACCUGACUGUUGUGAUGGCUAAAAUAAUUCUUACUGCACACCCAACCCCAUGCACACAUAACAGACAGUUGAAAAUAAGACGUUUCUUUGAUUUUAGGCUAAUUAGUCUGUAAUCAUUAGUCAUAUUCUUAACACACUCUGUGUUAUUCUACUACUAUGCUGUUUCAUUGACUAAAUAUGCACAGCACUAACAGAACUUUUUACAGUAGAUUACAAGGAAUUGUUACAGCUAACAAUAUAUCUUAACAGCAUUAUUUGAAUGCCAGUCUAUAGUUUGAAUGAGUAACUGUAAGUUUCCCCCGAUAUUUGAGGAAUAGUUCCAGUGUGUCUGAAAGUGUUAAGGGGAACAUAGGGAGUUAUGUUAUUUGAUGCAAAAUGUGCCUUAUGCUGUAAUACAAAAAGAUAAAGGCAGUCUUUGUAUUCUUAUCUCAAGCACUGUUGCACAUUAACCCAAAGCCCAUUUUGAUGGCAUUCUAUUACAUUAAGGUCUGUCUUCAUGUUGAAUAUUUUUUAUUAAAUGCUUUGUUGCAUUACAGAUUUAAAUAAACAACAUUUUGUUACCA
This is a messenger RNA of Epinephelus lanceolatus (giant grouper), 2974 nucleotides long. It is a transcript of the gene bach1a, whose product is annotated as BTB and CNC homology 1, basic leucine zipper transcription factor 1 a. Gene Ontology annotation, molecular function: protein binding; DNA-binding transcription factor activity, RNA polymerase II-specific; RNA polymerase II cis-regulatory region sequence-specific DNA binding. Lineage: Eukaryota; Metazoa; Chordata; Actinopteri; Perciformes; Serranidae. The record is from RefSeq and is a predicted model, not a curated record. Gene Ontology annotation, biological process: regulation of transcription by RNA polymerase II.